Phascolarctos cinereus (koala) is the source of this 2001-nucleotide messenger RNA. NCBI's taxonomy places the organism in Eukaryota, Metazoa, Chordata, Mammalia, Diprotodontia, Phascolarctidae. The record is from RefSeq and is a predicted model, not a curated record.
UUCUCCCACAUUCUGGGGAAAUGACUGUGCAUUAGCUAAGCAAGGUUCUGAUUUGCAGCUGCGUCGGCCCAGGUAUUUAGGAGUACAGACGAAAGGUUUUCUACUGUGGGGUUUCCAUGGAUACAUCUGAUGUGACCAGCACGGUGGGAGACUUGGAGGCUCAGAACAUGAAACUGAAAAAAUCCCCUCCAUUCAGUCUUGAAAGGUUUCACAUUUCUGAAGAUUAUGGCUUUCUCCUUCCAGAUCCCCUGAAGGAACUUUCCGAUUACUACAUGCCCUGGAUGGAAAUAGCCUACAAUUUGCCUGUCAUGAUUGAGAGUCAUCAGCUCCGAGUCAGAGUGGAUGUGAUGCCCCUACUAAGCUGUCACCUCCUGAAAGGUCAUAAAGAGCAAUACUUGGCCCACUUGCUGCUUAGCUCCAUUACCAUGGGAUAUGUCUGGCAAGAAGGAGAGAACAACAUUCCUAAGGUUCUGCCAAGAAAUCUGGCCCUUCCCCUUGUGGAAGUCUCUCGAACCUUGGGUCUGCCCCCUAUCCUGGUACACUCUGAUUUAGUUCUGGCGAACUGGAAGAAAAAGGAUCCAGAUGGACCACUGGAAAUCAGGAACCUGGACACCAUUGUCUCACUUCCAGGAGGUGAGAGCCUGAAGGGCUUUAUCCUGGUGACUCUUUUGGUGGAGAAGGCAGCAGUGCCUGGGAUUAAGGCACUGGCUCAGGCCAUAAAUGCAGUCCUCCAGCCUAGUGAUGAUGAUCUACUCCAAGCCUUGAAGCAGCUGAAGACGUCCAUUGCUGAGAUGACCAAAGCCUUGAGACAGAUGCAUGAUUACGUAGAUCCAGCUAUAUUUUAUGCAGCCAUCCGGAUCUUUCUGUCUGGAAAUCAAACAGUGCGGGAAAUCUGGAACAAAGAAGACAGCAAAAGAAAUUCCAAGUUUAGCUGGAAGGAUAACCCAGCAAUUCCAGAAGGGCUGAUAUAUGAAGGAGUCUCAGAAGAGCCUUUGAAAUAUUCUGGAGGAAGUGCAGCUCAGAGCACAGUAUUUCAUGCAUUUGAUGAGUUAUUAGGUGUUUGUCAUAGCAAGGAAAGCACUACCUUCUUGCACAGAAUGCGGGAAUACAUGCCUCCUUCCCACAGGGCCUUCAUAGAGGAAGUCCACUCUGCCCCUUCCCUGAGGGAGUACAUCUUGUCAUCUGGGAGCUGCCUCUUGUGUGAAGCCUAUAACCAGUGUGUGGCCACCCUGGCAGAGCUGAGGAGCUAUCACAUCAGCAUCGUGGCCAAGUACAUCCUCACAGGGGCAGCCAAAGCCAAAGACGGGGGCCUGGGCCACCUUCCAGGACCACCUCAGGCACUGGCAGAGAGGGGGACAGGAGGAACAACUGUCUUCUGUUUUCUGAGAAGUGUCAGGGACACGACCCUGGGAAGAAUCAUUGACCCAAGUGAUUGAAUUCAUCCCAACUUCUGGUAGUCCAAAAGACAGGCAGAGGGAGGAUCUUCCCUUCCCUUUUCCAUUUCUGGUCUAGCCCCUAAACUUGUCUUAUUCCCCUCUCCUCAAGUGGUUUGUCAGGAAUCUGGUGGGACCCUGUAUUCUGGGCUCCAUGGAACAUCCUGUUCUCCUUUGUGAAGAGCUGGUCUUCAUCAGAGAGAAGGAUUAGCAUUGCCCUUUGCCCAAGACGCUGGGUAGUGCUUAAUUAAUAGCAUAUGAUUUUGGACACAUCCCCAUUUAUAAGCAUAUAAUGGACAAUGCCUACUUUGUGCUGCCUGCAAGGCAAAUCUGCCCUCAGUCUAGAACUCCAAAACCAAAUAAAAUAUUGUGGGAUUGCCACAUUGACUAUUUCUUUACAAGAACAAUCCAAAAUUCAUUCAACAAACGAUCAAUGCCACUACAGCAGUCAUUUUAAAAUCCUAAAAUACAAGCUCCAAGCUGGUUCAUUUUUGUCUUUGUUUUCCCAAUAUCAAUCACAGGGCCUCUCACAAAGUAACUGCUUAAUAAAAGAUUGCUGAAGUUUGAA